GCACAUCCAACGGCUGAGAUUAAAAAAAAAAAAAAUUCCAAUUUCUAUUCUAUUCGUUCCCGCCCAAAACAAAACAUAGAGUUGGUCUGAACUCGUGGGAAAACACAUACUCAUUGAACACAGUCAGUGGUUCUUGUCCGAACGGCGACUGAACGGCGACCCAAUACCGGCGGCGACCCAGUGUACCCAGUCUCCACGCCGUUGCAAGGACCGACGACGCCACAGUUGCAUUUUCAUAUGGAUAUGGAACCUGAGAAUGAUUGUGCUUGGAAGCCAAAACAGGGAAUGACAUUCGAUUCUGAACAAUGUGUGUAUGAUUUUUAUAAUACAUAUGGAGGAAGAAUGGGGUUUAGCAUAAGAAGGGAUUUCUGUAGGAAGAACAAGAUCAAUAACCAACUUAUUUGUAGACUUUUGGUUUGCAACAAGGAGGGAUUUCGGAAGGGUGACAAACGAGACCCAUUGUCAAAAAACCCAAGAGCUGAAACUAGGACCGGUUGUGAGGCUCGACUUUAUGUCAAAUUAGAUGAGGGUACUGGGAAAUAUGUUGUCACUGAUUUCAAAGAAAAACACAACCAUGAUCUUGUAUCACCCGAGUGUGCCCACAUGUUGCCGUCACAAAGAAAGAUAUCGACUACCCAAGCAAUUGAGUUAGAUUUGGCGGCACAAUCUGGUCUUCGUUUAGGCCAGUCUUUUGAACUCAUGGGUAGGGAAGCUGGUGGGAGGCAAUGUCUUGGGUUUACAAAGUUAGAUCAGAAAAAUUAUUUGAGAACCAAAAGACAACAAAGUUUAGCAUAUGGGGAAGUAGGCAAUGUAUUGCAAUACUUUAAAGAAAAAUCUUUGCAGAAUCCUUCCUUCUUUUAUGCUUUCCAGUUAGAUAAUGAAGAGCAAAUAACGAAUAUGUUUUGGGCUGAUGCACAAAUGAUCAUGGAUUAUGCCCAAUUUGGUGAUGUUGUCACUUUUGAUACUACUUACAAGUUAAACAAAGAACAUAGACCCUUCGCGUCUUUUGUGGGAUUCAACCAUCAUAGGGAAACAGUUAUAUUUGGUGCAGCCUUGCUGUAUGAUGAGACCGCCGAAUCGUUUGUAUGGUUGUUUCAAAAUUUUCUACAGGCUAUGUCAGGAAAGGCACCAAAAACGCUGUUCACUGAUCAAGAUGCUGCAAUGGCUAAAGCCAUACCCAUCGUUAUGCCGGACACAAGUCACCGUUUGUGUACUUGGCAUUUGAUGCAAAAUGCAUUAAAACAUGAUUACAUUCGUUCUGAUUUUAACUUAAAUGAAUUCUUCAUGCAUUUCGAAAGGGUACUUUACGAGAAGCGAUACAAGGAGUUAGAAAGCAGGAUAUGCUUUGUGCCAAAGGUUGCCAAAGGUGAAAGCAACAAUAAGAAUUUAAUUCAAAUGGGUAAUGUUUACACAAAAAAGAUAUUUGAAGAAUUUCAAAAUGAGUACUUUCGAUCAAUUGAAUCGGACAUAGAAGCAAUUGAAUAUGGCGAGGCUAGUACAUUUACACAGUUGUUGAUGUUGGUUAUUAGAGACAUAUUGAAGAUGAAAGAGGUUCCUCCACAAUACAUUCUAAAGAGGUGGACGAAACAAGCAAGAGCCGAAACUGUGAAGGACAUUAAGGGGAAUGACAUUCAGUGGAUCUUCGCUUCGUCACAAUCUAUUGCAAGUCCAACAGUUGCACCUUCUCCAUUAUCUGUUGGAGGAGAGAUCUAUUGUUCGUCAACAGUUCCUCCUCUUCAACCUCUUCCUCCCCGUCGUCAUUUUCCUCCAUCUUUGCCCAUGGGUGGUAAUUCUAUUCCUCCGUCAUUGAUAAAUCCCACAUAUCAUGACAUGUACGUAGUGCAUAAUUCAGUGCCAAAUUUAAUGCCGCAACAGUAUCCUGCUGAACCAACAUUCCAGUCACUACUUCAAGGUUCAUAUGGAUAUGACAUUGGGUUUCGAUAUUCUCAAAAUCAAACAGUCCAAUGUGGAGUCAGGCCAUGGACAAGCACAAAGACAAGCAAACUGCAGAUGAAAAUGGCAUGCAAAGUGAAGUGA
Camellia sinensis is the source of this 2037-nucleotide messenger RNA. The record is from RefSeq and is a predicted model, not a curated record. NCBI's taxonomy places the organism in Eukaryota, Viridiplantae, Streptophyta, Magnoliopsida, Ericales, Theaceae.